Molecule: messenger RNA, 540 nt
Organism: Prorocentrum cordatum
Lineage: Eukaryota; Dinophyceae; Prorocentrales; Prorocentraceae
Source: the annotation of a GenBank genome assembly
AUGUUGUUCUGCUGCGGUGUCGCCACAGGCCUGUUCUACUACGCAGUUGCGGAGCCGAUGUGGCACUUCAAAGGCUGGGGUUCCCCGAGGUUCCUCUCCACGGUCAAGGGCUACGGCAACGUGGACGAGGACGCGACGCACGCGCUGAUGGUGAGCGUCUUCCACUGGGGCGUUCAUGGCUGGAUCCCGUACGUGGUGAUGGGGGCUACGCUUGACAUCAUGACUUACCGGCAUGGAUACCCAAUGACCGUCCGGUACGCGUUCUAUCCUCUCAUUGGCGACAACGUUUAUGGAUGGAUGGGAAACACCGUGGAUGCCCUCUCCAUCGCGGCUUCUAUCGCAGGCGUCUGCACGUCCCUCGGCCUGGGCGCCAUGUCGAUCAACGCUGGCCUGCAGCGCCUCAGCUGGGGGACUCACCACGGGGAGAAUUUUGCCAUCCCGAACGAGGACAAGUAUUCAGUUCCUGGAUGUGGUGGCCAAGGAUAUUCCUGUGUGAUGGUCAGGAAUCUUUCGGCAUCCAACGAAACACGACGACCAUGA